Pezoporus flaviventris is the source of this 2136-nucleotide messenger RNA. RefSeq names its product legumain (gene LGMN). Gene Ontology annotation, molecular function: cysteine-type endopeptidase activity. The coding region runs from base 66 to 1364 and encodes 432 amino acids. The transcript has 13 exons. NCBI's taxonomy places the organism in Eukaryota, Metazoa, Chordata, Aves, Psittaciformes, Psittacidae. The record is from RefSeq and is a predicted model, not a curated record. Gene Ontology annotation, biological process: vacuolar protein processing.
ACUUCUCUCAAUCUUCUUCAUUAGGGAUUUUUUUUUUUCCUCUUCCAUCUGUGGAGUAAAUAAAGAUGCUGAUAUUGAAAGCACUUGUGCUGCUGGGCUGUGCACUGGGCAUCAGCACGUUCCCCAUGGAAGAACCUGAAGAUGGAGGCAAGCACUGGGUGGUGAUUGUUGCAGGUUCGAAUGGCUGGUACAACUAUCGACACCAGGCAGACGUGUGCCAUGCAUACCAGAUUGUACACCGAAAUGGAAUUCCAGAUGAGCAGAUCAUUGUCAUGAUGUAUGAUGAUAUUGCUGAUAAUGAUGAAAACCCUACAAAAGGCAUUGUCAUCAAUAGGCCUAAUGGCACAGAUGUGUAUGCUGGAGUGCCCAAGGACUACACAAAGGAGGAUGUUACUCCAAAGAACUUCCUUGCUGUUCUCAGAGGAGAUGCAGAAGCAAUGAAGGGGGUGGGAUCAGGAAAAGUAUUGAAAAGUGGUCCCAAGGAUCAUGUGUUUGUUUAUUUCACUGACCAUGGAGCUCCAGGACUUCUGGCUUUUCCUGAUGAUGAUCUUCACGUGAAGGACUUGAAUAAGACUAUUUGGUACAUGUAUCAUCACAAAAAAUACCAGAAGAUGGUGUUUUACAUUGAAGCGUGUGAGUCUGGAUCUAUGAUGAAUCAUUUGGCUGAUAAUAUCAAUGUUUAUGCCACAACAGCUGCCAAUCCCAGAGAGUCAUCGUAUGCAUGUUACUAUGAUGAUGAAAGGCAGACUUAUCUUGGGGACUGGUACAGUGUGAAUUGGAUGGAAGAUUCAGAUAUGGAGGAUCUAAGAAAAGAAACACUCCACAAGCAGUUUCAGCUGGUGAAGAAACGAACCAACACCAGCCAUGUGAUGCAGUAUGGAAACAGAACCAUCUCCUCCAUGAAAGUGAUGCAGUUUCAGGGCAUGGGGAAGAAAGCUGUUCCCAUCUCUCUGCCAUCUGUGGAACACUAUGACCUAACGCCUAGUCCUGAUGUGCCUCUUGCAAUCAUGAAGCGAAAGCUGAUGGUUACCAAUGACAUUUAUGAGGCUAAGAAGAUUGCUGCAGAAAUGAAAGCACACCUGGAGGUGAGAGAAUUUAUCCAAGAAUCCAUGCGAAAGAUAAUCACCUUAGUAACAGGAUCAGAAGAAGAGACCAAGCAAAUUCUGUCAGACAGACUGACCAUCAGCAAUUAUGACUGCUACCAGUCAGCAGUGAACCACUUCAAAACUCGUUGCUUCAACUGGCACUUAGCCAUGUAUGAGUAUGCACUGAGACAGCUGUAUGCCUUGGUCAACCUUUGUGAAGGAGGAUACCCCAUUGACAGAAUAUGCCUGGCCAUGGAUAAAGUGUGCCUUGGGUAUUAAUGGAAACAGCAGUCCCUAAUAUAACCCUUAGUACAAGUGAUAACGUCUCGUAACUGUAACAAUCCAGACUUUACAUGCAUGCAACAUGAAAGAGUCAACCACUGUACUGGAACUGUGCUGGGAGCUGAAGUACCUGACCGUGAGCAAUACAUGUGCCCUCCUCUGCGUCCCCAGCUGCUGCCAGCCUGCUGGCUUGACAGACCACCUGGAACUUUCAAAUGGACGAUUUGCUUCAAAUACAAUGCUCUUCAGAAUCUCUGGAUGAACACUACAGGCCACCUAUCAGAGACUGUUAAAUCUGUGCUAAAUUUAAACAUUGCUGUUAAUUCAGGAUUUUAUUUUUGUUUUAUACUAUUGCUAACUAUAAGCUUUUUAAGAAAUGUUAAUGAAUUCUAUUGCGGUGACUAAUUUGCAGACUGGUAAAGAAUGAAGAAACCAAAGCUUAUUCUUUAAGCUUUAACUUCUUAAGAGUUUAAAGAAAUUAGUUGCUUUUGGGAACUACUGGAUGUGAACAGCACAGUUAAACUGUGAACAGUGAAAGGCUUUGUGGGUAGAAAGCACUGUUUCCCAAAGAAAAACACAAAUACCUAAUGCUGUAAAUUUAGCAACUGUAUAUUAUAAUUAAAUGUAUAUACAUGCAAACCUGUGGGAAGUCACAGAGUAUGGGAACUGCCUGUGAAUAAAAAUGAAGUUGACAAUGUCAUCAACUUACAGGGCAAUACAGUGUUAGACAUCUUGUGUCUUGAAAAUAAAUGAGACCUAAUUAAUUUUA